GGUACGGGACUGCAGGUGGAGUGAAAGAGGUACGGGACUGCAGGUGUGGGUAAGGAUGACUGAGACAGAAUUUUACCGUUAACAGGGAAUUUACUCCUUCACACAGUAAUGUUGGGAAAAGGGGCCUGGACGGAACCAAAGCAAAAGAAAGUAAAAGUUAAAGUGCCCCUUAUCCUACCUUACCUACCUAACUAGCACCAGCUGGCGCACUAACCAAAAUACAGGGGGAUGGUCCACCCAGGUCUUACCUUGUGUGCAUAGACAGAGUACAUACUAUGGGUAUAUGUAUGCCCGCAGGGCUCUUGCCUAAGCACUCCCAAGGUGCCAUCCCCUUCCCCCCUGGGAACAAAUGAAACAGAAUAAUACAAACGUAAGUAGACAAUUCCAAUAAUCAUAAACACUGCAUCCUAUUGGCACACAUAUACCUCAGAAGCAGCGGCUACAAAAUACUUAACAAAACCUGUCUCUGAGCAACAAAGAACAUACCAAUAAGCUCUGUCUGAGCAACAAACAAUACUGGGGCAUACACAGAAACUCUUUCACUGAGCAAAGGAACACUGGCUUUUACACAGCUGGAGAAGGAGUCUGUAAUUGCAGACAGCUGUAUCCCCUGACGAGAGGGCGGGGUCAGCGCCAAUCUGCAAUGGGGCCGACCAAUCAGCUGCUUGGGGGAAUCCAGGAAGCCAUUUCCUGAAAUACAUACACAUACAUACAAACCCACAACAACACAGAAACCGGGGAACGUAACAGAGAUUCAGCUUCAUAUCCUUUCUUAUUGUGUCUCGCAGACAUGUGACCUGUCUCUCUUUCCUUACAGUGAAUGUAACUCAAGGUGAAGCUCAGCUCUGUGGAGUGUCCAGUACUGGAAGCUCUAGUGCAGUAAUUAUAAACUCCACCAGACCUGAUGACAAGUCUGUGAACACUGUCAGGCUGCUGCCUAUGUGAGCUGCCCUGUAAAAAUGUAAACCGUACAUACAGACAUUACAUCAUAGGAGGACAUACCUUAUGUUUACCCCACUGUAACCGUAUCAAUCAUAUGUCAAUCACUGAAACAAUCCCCUCCUCUCGCGCUAUACAAACAUCACAGCAGAAAUAUCUACUGUAUUUUCUGCUGGUGUUAACCUUCUGGCAAUGAUUCUGGUGGCUGCAUUCCUGGAUAACAUAGACAGCAAAAAUAAACUGGACUCUAAGGGCAACAAAGAGCCCUUAUGUACUGUUUUUCUUGACACAUUCAAACAACUUUGAGAUAAGAGACAAGUUCUUCUCAUCCUUUUGACCUCAUACAUUGAUCUGGAGGUGGAUUUCCUUACUGCGGACUACACCAGUGUAAGUUACUACGCACAUUUACGAAACACAAUCCUUAAAGCUAACAAUAGUAAUUAAAACAUGUUUUAAAAUCACUAAAACUAAGACAUUUGUUUUGUUCAGGAAAAACCCUGUAUCUGACCACAUUAUGUCACUUUUUUUUUAGAGUUAAGUCACAUGUGCUUUGGGGAUACAUUUUGUUGGCUAUGUAAUGAUUUGCUUUGGUGGCACAACUUACUUUUUGGGAAGCUGUCACAAUACAUUGGAAGAGAAACAUUAUUUCAUUUGGUAAGGGGGGACAAUGUAAACACCAGAUGAUACAUUUUAACAUAUCAACAAUCACUUUGAUUAUCCACUUCUACUUACGGUAUUAGUGUAACUCUCUUCCAGCUUCAAUGACACGCAGCCCUUAUCCUGGCUCUGUUGUUCUGGAGGCCUCACGCAGACCAGCUGCCUGUGUUAUUUGUGUUUCCUGCUGUCUGGGGCAAUGCAGAUGCUGUAUGGCAGACACAAAUCAAGGGCGAGUUACCCUUUUCCUGUAGUCAUGAUUGCCUGACCUUUAUUAAUGUGUGACCAACUUGGUAUUGAAUCCAGGUCACCAGCAUGCCUCAAGACUGUUAGCUCUCUGAGCUAAAAAAAACUGUGCUGUGCAUUUAUUCUGGAAGCUAACAGUUUUCAGACAAGGUUACUGACUUGUCCAUAGUUCACUGAGCCACCGAUGUUAUAACUUUUACCGGCUGUUCAGAUGGAACAAAAAAUGUAAGAUUUCUUUCCAUUUUUCAGCAUUCUAUGGAGUUCUUUUUUAUGACCAGAAGGAGGUAGCAUUUGCUAACUAUCGACUAUGGGAGUCAGUGGGAUUUGUAGUGUUUUAUGCGCUCAGCAACUUCAUCUCUGGAAAUCAAGCUCUACAUCCUGGCUGGAGUUCUACUUGUGGCAGUUGUACUCUAUGGUGGGGUGGAAUUCAAACAGAGAAGAAAUUCUACACAGAGGGGGAAUUUAAGUCCAAACCAUAGAGGGACUUAAAUCUUAACUGUAUUAAAUAGACAAUGUGGAAUACAGCUCUCAUGUAAAUAGAUAUGUAUGGUGUGAAUAUUACGAGAAAUAUACAUACCAUUUUUUGUAUGUAAAGUAGAGGUUAUAUGUGUAGCGGUAGUGAGGUCAACAUGGUUCUUUUUACAUGGUUUAAAUAUUGUAUUAUUGUCUGUUAACUGAUGCUACCCUCUACCAAAGUAUUUCGGUAUGAAUGUGGGUAGAAAAAACAACAACUUGAACUUCAUGUAUUCAGUAUUCACCAGUAAAAGUGGAAGUGGGAAAAACUUUAUUUCGGUAAAAAUCGUUGAGGCUAUGUCUUCAAAUGUCGGCUAAUUGACUUCAAAUAUAUCGUAUUGUUACUGUAGGCUACAUUGAAUCUGAAAAACUGACCUCCACCCGUCCUGGUCGAACCACAUGAUAGGCUACACUAUCUUUCGCGCGGUAGUGGGUUCUCCUAGCAACACAGAUGACCGGCAGGCGUGAAGGUCUUAACUUAAUAACACCCGCAGAACUGAAGAAAGCUCGGGACCGAAGAGAUCUCUCAUCAAGGAUCAGACUGUUGCUUACCUGGUAUGGCCGCAGGGGUGUGUGGCCCCGCACCCCUGGUGUUCCGGCUACACGAGGGAGCCCCAGAGCUGGUGAGAGAGGUGCUGCUGGAGAGAGGCUGGGAGGAGUAUGACGAGCAGGGGCAGGAGGAGGGAGACUGGAACCUCUACUGGCGCACCUCAGCCUUCCACAACUCAGACUAUGAGAACAUACUGCCAUGGCAGAGACUCAACCAUCACCCCAAGACUGUGGGCAUCACCCGCAAGGAUUGCCUGGCCAGAAACCUGAAGAGAAUGAGAGGGACGUUCGGCUCAGGUCUUUACAACUUCAGCCCGACAACUUUCAUCCUCCCCAAUGAUUACACCAGGUUUCUGGCAGAGUACACCAAGCAUCGUUUGAAGAAUGGAGGCAGGUCGGGGUAUUGGAUCUGCAAGCCAGUGGAUCUAUCAAGAGGCAGGGGCAUCUUUAUCUUUGAGGACAUCAGAGACUUGGUGUAUGACUCCUCAGUGAUCGUUCAGAGAUACAUCAGCAAUCCUCUCCUCAUCUCAGGGUAUAAAUUUGACCUUCGGAUCUAUGUUUGUGUGAAAAGUUUUCAGCCCCUCACUAUCUACAUGCAUCAGGAGGGAUUGGUACGCUUUGCGACUGAGAAAUACAAUUUGACAUCUUUGGACAACAUUUAUUCUCACCUGACCAACGCGAGCAUUAAUAAGUUUAGCCCCUUCUACACAACAGACAAAGAGAGAGUGGGACAAGGAUGUAAGUGGACUAUGAGUAAAUUCCGCUGCUUUCUUCAUAGCCAAGGUAUCAAUGAACUGUUCCUCUGGCAAAAGAUCAACAACAUUGUCACACUAACUUUGCUCACCAUAGCCCCUUCCGUACCUUCCAGUCCCAACAGUGUUGAGCUCUUUGGGUUUGACAUCCUAAUUGAUGCCAAAUAUAAGCCAUGGCUACUAGAGGUUAACUACAGCCCUGCUCUCACCAUCGACUGCCAAGUAGACGUGACAGUCAAGAAAGUACUUCUCAAUGACCUGGUUGAUCUGAUGAACUACAAGUCCAUGGACAGUGUUAGACAGAGAGGAUAUCUCAAACAGAAGUACAAACGCCCCUGCUAUCUAGGCAGCCAGUCUCUGCAGUCCCCAGUGCUGUUGCUCCCCAAGUCUAUGUGUGAGCACCACCCAGCAAACAAGAAAAGUAACAGCAUCCACUCUACGUUUUCUGACAGUAUGAGAUACUUUCCAUCAGUUGAGAUGAACCGGAUCCGCUCUGCAAGGAAUUCCAUAAGCAACACCAAGGGCUCGGCUCUGAAUCCGAUACUCAUCCCACAUUCAAAGACUGCAGCUGUAACUGGAAACAGAAAGACACAUCCAGUGCUCUCACAGAUGACAGAGGCCAUCCAGUGGUCUGAGGUUACAGACGUAGAGUCAGAGUUUGAUGACAGAAACCUGUCAACACUUGUUAGCCCGUGGCAGGCCUCAAGGCAACCAGCCGGGGGCUGCUGUAAGCUACCUGCCAUUCACAUUCAAAAGUACAAGACUCCUAAAUUCCCAUGGGACCCUAAAAGCCAAGAUGAGAGCACCCCACCACUCCGUGUGGGAGACUUCAUACUGACGUUUCCUUUUAAUGAGGUCACACUGAAGGCGUCGUGGGACAAGCUCAACGUUAAGACUGCAGUCCACGAGGUUCACAAGCUCAUCAGCCAGCUAGCAUCAGGUUGUAGCCACAAACAGAAGAGAGGGAGGGACAAUGAGUUGGAUAGAUGCAAAGAGAAAAAGGAUUUGGGGUAUUUGUUUUGGGGACCUACGAACCCUCCUCUGCUUAGUGAGUGCCACUUGUCAAACUAACUGAGCAAAUGAACAUUUUUGGAAUGAAGCUUUUGGAAUAAUUUAUUAUUAGCACAGCCUAAACAUUAAUGUGUACAAACACAAAAGUAUACAGUAUCAACACACAUGGAAAAGCAACCUUGUAAUUUGUCCACAAUU
Molecule: messenger RNA, 4862 nt
Organism: Salmo salar (Atlantic salmon)
Lineage: Eukaryota; Metazoa; Chordata; Actinopteri; Salmoniformes; Salmonidae
Source: RefSeq, a predicted model, not a curated record